Molecule: messenger RNA, 630 nt
Organism: Gongylonema pulchrum
Lineage: Eukaryota; Metazoa; Nematoda; Chromadorea; Rhabditida; Gongylonematidae
Source: the annotation of a GenBank genome assembly
UUGCAGGGCGAAGCGAAACCAAAGGUGUUAAGAAAUGAUGGGCAGGAUAUGAUUUUAAGGCCGUACAGCAAAGAGCGAAGCAACAGAUGGUCAUUUUUUCAAAAAAGCCGAAAAAUGCCAAUUGUAAAUACGAAUUUUUGUGAUGUGUCGAUGAUAUCGGAUAAAAGCACCGAUUUGCUGGUUCCCAAACGUGCUGAAAGCAAGUUCUUUUAUUUUUCUCCUUUCGUGUAUUUUGGUAGUGAAGGUGCGGAAACAUUGGAUUCUCCGCCUGUGUACCCUCAACUUCCGUCAGCAAUCAGUGAGCAUGGUUCAAAUGGCAAUGGAACUGGCACCGUUAGAGUGAAUGGAAAAAACACUAAUUCAGAUAGUAAAACUCACGAAAUGCCAAAAAGUAAAUUCAGUCGGCAACAAAAUCCGCUUCGCAAAUUGCUCGAUUCUUCUGGAGCGGAAACGAUCCGACAAAAUCGUCGCCUCGCACGAGAUGAGCACGACUGGUUAGCUGCUGUGGUCGAGCGUUCUUUUUUUAUCGUUUUCCUUUUGAUGUAUACGUUUGUUACCGUUGGCAUCAGCGCCAUUGGUUUCUAUUACUGGUCGUCCGUUGAUUACAUCACCAAUCAUUACAAGCAAUGA